AUUUUAUCAACAGCAAUAAAAUAAUAGUCUACAUUUUUUUUUUCUUUUUUCAAGUAAUCUUCUUUCCUUAUUAAAUAAUGUCAAGUUCAAUUACUUACGCAGAGCCUAAAGAAGUUGAACUCUUAAUUCGAGACAAGUCCAAGUUACCCGGUAGAGAUUAUGCUAUUAUAGAUGUUCGUGGUGACGAUUAUAGAGGAGGAAAUAUUCCUGGUGCUAUUAAUGUGCCAGCAAAUGAAAUGUAUGAUAAAGUGAAUAACCUUAUUACUGAAUAUUCCAAAGUUCCCAUCAUUUAUUUUCAUUGUGCACUUUCACAAGUGAGAGGUCCUAAAUCAGCACGUAUUUAUAUGGAAACUUUAAAGAAUUUAAACAAAAAUUGUGAUCAAAAAGUUAAAGUUUUACGAAAUGGAUUCGAAGGUUGGCAUGCCAAAUAUAGAAAAGAGAAAGAUCUGAUUGAAAAUUAUGAUGAAUCUGUUUGGUUAUGGGCUAUUGAAGACGAUAAAUAGAAAGAAAGAUUAUAUUUACAAUAUUUUUAUU
This is a messenger RNA of Cokeromyces recurvatus, 534 nucleotides long. RefSeq names its product Rhodanese-like domain-containing protein. Gene Ontology annotation, molecular function: protein tyrosine phosphatase activity. Lineage: Eukaryota; Fungi; Mucoromycota; Mucoromycetes; Mucorales; Mucoraceae. The coding region runs from base 78 to 503 and encodes 141 amino acids. Gene Ontology annotation, cellular component: nucleus; cytoplasm. The record is from RefSeq and is a predicted model, not a curated record. The transcript is spliced from 4 exons.